CGGACCCACGUGCGGCGCUGGGCGAGAUGUGGCCGCUCCGGCUGGGCACGACCCUGCAGCGCUGGGGGUCCCGGCUGGGCACGGGCACCCUGCGGGCACAGCACGGAGCCGCCGCCACCGCUGCCCCCGGGCACUGCCCGGGCUGGACGGGCCAGGAGAGCCUGGCCCAGAGCGACCCCGAGCUCUGGAGCCUCCUGCAGAAGGAGAAGGAUCGGCAGUGCCGGGGGCUGGAGCUCAUCGCCUCCGAGAAUUUCUGCAGCCGGGCAGCUCUGGAGGCCCUGGGCUCCUGCCUGAACAACAAAUACUCAGAGGGCUAUCCUGGGAAGAGGUACUACGGGGGUGCCGAGGUGGUGGACCAGAUCGAGCUGCUGUGCGAGCAGAGGGCUCUGGAGGCGUUUGACCUGGACCCUGCACGCUGGGGUGUCAAUGUCCAGCCCUACUCGGGCUCCCCGGCCAACCUGGCGGCCUACACGGCCCUGCUGCAGCCCCACGAGCGCCUGAUGGGGCUGGACCUGCCCGACGGGGGACACCUCACCCACGGUUACAUGACGGACACCAAGCGGAUCUCGGCCACCUCCAUCUUCUUCGAGUCCAUGCCCUACAAGCUGGAUCCCGCCACAGGCCUCAUUGACUACGCCCAGCUGGAGGUGACGGCGCGUCUGUUCCGUCCCCGCCUGAUCAUCGCGGGCACCAGCGCCUACGCCCGCCUCAUCGACUACGCCCGCAUCAGGAGGGUGUGUGACGAGGUCAAGGCCUACCUGCUGGCAGACAUGGCCCACAUCAGCGGGCUGGUGGCCGCCAAGGUGAUCCCGUCCCCCUUCGAGCACGCGGACGUCGUCACCAGCACCACGCACAAGACACUGAGGGGGGCCAGGUCAGGGCUGAUCUUCUACCGCAAGGGCGUGCGCUCCGUGGAUAAGAAGACGGGCAAGGAGACGCUCUACGACCUGGAGGACAGGAUCAACUUCUCCGUGUUCCCCUCGCUGCAGGGGGGACCCCACAACCACGCCAUCGCUGCCGUGGCCGUGGCCCUCAAACAGGCCAGCUCCCCGGCCUUCAGGCAGUACUGCCAGCAGGUGCUGAGGAACGCCAAGGCCAUGGCACAGGCACUGCUGCAGAGGGGCUACACCCUGGUGUCAGGGGGCACCGACAACCACCUGGUGCUGGUGGACCUGCGGCCCAAGGGCAUGGACGGGGCGCGGGCAGAGCGGGUGCUGGAGCUCGUGUCCAUCACGGCCAACAAGAACACGUGCCCAGGGGACAGGAGUGCCCUGACCCCCGGGGGGCUGCGCCUGGGUGCCCCUGCCCUGACCUCCCGCCAGUUCCGUGAGGAGGAUUUCCAGAAGGUCGUGGAGUUCAUUGAUGAGGGCAUCGCCCUGGCCUUGGACGUCAAGAGCAAAACCAGUAAGCUCCAGGAUUUCAGGAAUUUCCUGCUGCAGGACGCGGGGACGCAGCAGCGCCUGCAGGAGCUGCGCCAGCGCGUGGAGACCUUCGCCCGUGCCUUCCCCAUGCCCGGCUUCAGCGACCACUGAGGGGGGCACGGCCCUGCUGCCAGCCUGGGGGCGCUGGGGAGGGGGCAGCGAGACCCUCAGAGCCACCCCUGCCUGUCCUUUUCCUCCUCUCGCCACCCUUGGGUGCUGCGUCUUUGUGCGCGCGUCCCGCUCUCAGUAUUGGGGUACAGAGACCCCCCUAGAACCUUCCUGGGCUUGCUGCAGCCUCACCUUGCACUUUUCUAUGGGGAGGGGUCGCUAAUAAAAGUGGGGGCGGAGAUUUGGGAGCUGUGCUGGAUGUUGGGGAGGGGUCCCCCGAGUGCCAGGAGCCACCGGGGUGCUGUUGAGACCCCCAUGCCCGCCCUCAGCGGCCACUGAGGGGGCACAGCCCUGCUGCCAGGUUGGGGGCACUGAGACCCUCAGAGCCGCCCCUGCCUGUCCUCUUGUCCCCCCGUUGUCACCUUUGUGUGCCACGUCCUUGGGCACCCAUCCCACUCUCAGUGUUAGGGUACAGAGACCCCCCCCAAAUCCUGCAUUUGGGUGGGGGGGCGCUGCUUGCUGCAGCCUCAUCUUGCACUUUUCCGUGGGGAGGGGUCGCUAAUAAAAGUGGGGGCGGAGA
This is a messenger RNA of Melospiza melodia melodia, 2109 nucleotides long. It is a transcript of the gene SHMT2, whose product is annotated as serine hydroxymethyltransferase 2. The record is from RefSeq and is a predicted model, not a curated record. Gene Ontology annotation, biological process: regulation of oxidative phosphorylation; L-serine catabolic process; tetrahydrofolate interconversion. The coding region runs from base 27 to 1532 and encodes 501 amino acids. Gene Ontology annotation, cellular component: cytoplasm; mitochondrial inner membrane; mitochondrial matrix. NCBI's taxonomy places the organism in Eukaryota, Metazoa, Chordata, Aves, Passeriformes, Passerellidae. Gene Ontology annotation, molecular function: glycine hydroxymethyltransferase activity; pyridoxal phosphate binding; cobalt ion binding. The transcript has 12 exons.